AUGGAGAAAUAUAUUUCUGAUUAUCUAGCAGCCAAGAUCAUCCGCCUCUCUUCUUCUCCGGCUGGUGCGGGUUUCUUUUUCGUGAAAAAGAAAGACGGCUCUCUCCGUCCCUGUAUUGACUAUCGAGGGCUGAACGACAUCACGUCUGUUCCUUUUUUGGGUUACAUCGUGUCGGUCGAGGGAAUGCGCAUGGAUCCGGACAAGAUUCAGGCUGUGGUUGAUUGGCCAACUCCAGAUUCCCGCAAGGCCCUGCAGAGCCAGCUAGCCGCUCCUUUGACUGCCUUAACCUCCACCAAGACUCCGUUCAGGUGUUCAAGCGCACCGGAGGCUGCGGUUACUAAACUGAAAAGCUGCUUUGUUUCAGCUCCCAUCCUUAUUGCCCCUGAUCCGUCCCGGCAGUUUGUGGUGGAGGUUGACGCAUCAGAGGAGAGGGAGGCAAAUGAUAUUGAAGACCAGUUCACACCUGUCAAUGGACCUGCCAAGCUGGAGAGGGCGAUUGUGCUGGAGAAUUUCCCACAGUCUGAAGAUUUUUCUCAGUUACGGCUUGCGUCUGAUGGCACUUAUGCUUCUUUGAUAAUCACAGGCUUGAAUGAGAAAGGCAACAGACACUGGCUGACCUGCAUGAAACUCCCAGAAGCCAGUGGUGAUAGUAAAGGUUGUUGCGUUGGUGGCACUUAUGAUAAAAGCACACGUAAGGAAUACGACAUGCCAAUGGAUUCCUUCUUUAAAAAUUAUUACGGCCCUUUUCUGACGACUGUGUGGGUUAAGAUGCUCGUGUGUCUGAUCUAUGCUGGGUAUUUGGCAGUCAGUAUCUAUGGAUGCUUCCAAAUACAGGAAGGUCUAGAUUUGAAAAAUCUAGCAGCAGACGGCUCAUAUGUAGGUGAUUACUAUGACGAAGAAGAUGAAUUCUUCUCUGAUUUUGGUCCUAAUGUCAUGUUAGUAAUAAACAAUGAGCAUUUUCAGUACUGGAGCCCAGCUGCCCGUGAAAGUCUUGACUUGUGUUUGGAAAAUUUUCUAAAUCUGACAAUGGCAGAUUCAGAUUCAGGCAUUCCACCCAUUUCUUGGCUUCAUGCAUACAUGCAGAUUGGACAGAAUGCUGGUUUUGAUUUAGACAAUGAAACACAAUUCAAAGGAAAAUUAACUUCAUUUCUUAUUCAGUCUGGUUUUAGCCAAGAUGUUAAUUUCACUAACGAUCAAAUUCAUGCAUCACGUGUGUUCAUUCAAACGGUGAACGUCAGCACGGCAAUCGAUGAGAAAAACAUGCUGAAUGCAUUUAGAGAAACUGCAGACAAAUGUGGGGAGUUGCAGAUGCCCGUUGAUCUGAUCGUGUACCACCCCGCGUUCAUCUAUUUCGACCAAUAUGCUGUCAUCAUCAGUAAUACAGUCCAAAACAUAGUGGUCGCUACAUGUGCCAUGUUAGUCAUUUCGCUCCUGCUGAUCCCGAACCCUCUCUGCUCUGUCUGGGUGACAUUUGCCAUCGCAUCAGUCAUUGUGGGCGUGGCCGGUUUCAUGGCAUUGUGGGAUGUCAGUUUAGACUCUGUGUCUAUGAUUAAUCUUGUUAUCUGUAUCGGGUUUUCUGUGGACUUCUCUGCUCACAUAUCCUACGCUUUUGUGUCAAGUGAAAAAUCCUCUGCGAAUGAGAAAGCCACGGAUGCCAUCCAUAAACUGGGCUAUCCGAUUGUUCAGGGUGCCGUGUCCACUAUAGCAGGUGUGGUGGUGCUCGCAGCUGCUAAAAGCGACAUAUUCAGGACCUUCUUCAAAAUCAUGUUCUUGGUCAUUCUUUUCGGGGCCGUCCAUGGCGUUGUGUUCUUACCUGUGUUCCUGACUUUCCUUGCUUGUAGUAAGAGUCGC
Molecule: messenger RNA, 1851 nt
Organism: Sinocyclocheilus anshuiensis
Lineage: Eukaryota; Metazoa; Chordata; Actinopteri; Cypriniformes; Cyprinidae
Product: patched domain-containing protein 3-like
Exons: 6
Cellular component (GO): membrane
Source: RefSeq, a predicted model, not a curated record